This is a messenger RNA of Camellia sinensis, 1336 nucleotides long. The record is from RefSeq and is a predicted model, not a curated record. Lineage: Eukaryota; Viridiplantae; Streptophyta; Magnoliopsida; Ericales; Theaceae.
CCCAAGGAAAUACUAAUCAACACCAGUCUCUUGCUCUCACUAUCGUCGACUGCCCAUCGGUCUCCUCUCAUCGACUAACCAUCGGCCAUCGUCGCUCACCGUCUCAUCGCCACGAUCGGUACACCGUCCCAGACCCAUUAAUUUUGAAUCAGAUUGGUGUAGUUGAAGAUAUUCUACAGAUGAAAGAUGAGAAUCCUAGCCAUAAUGAAAUCAUUUGUGAAAUACCUCACAGCAUGGGAGAAAGUUCUCUUGAUGACGAAGCACCUAUUUUCUUGUUUGUUUAUGGGAUCCUGGAGACAAGUGUGAUACAAGGGAUUCAACAAUUAGAGAUGGAUGAUAAGAUUAAACUUACUGAUUACAUUAACGAAGCACAUGCACUACUUGCCUUGCAGUCCAAGCUCAAUAAGAAUCCUCGAAUUCAAGCUGCUGCUAGAUCCCAUGGCAUACCAAUUUAUGUUAUGAAGACAAGUUCAUUGAUGCAGUUGACGAAAGCCAUACGGGCAUUAAUAACUGAUCAUGAAGAUGAUUUUAAGGAUUUUGAAUCAGAUGACAAGAUAAAUGCACCUCAGAAGAUUGAAGCCUUGGAAGUGAAAAUGAGUUUUCUUUUUGCCUUCUUCUCUAUUUCAUCUUUCUCACUGCAUGGCUACAUGUUAUUGACACUCAUUAACUGAAGGGUUUGCAUGUACCAAACUGAAGGAGAUUUUCAGUUUGGUGUAGUACGCUAAUUAUGUGUUGUUGGGCUUGGAUUCAAUUCAAUCACUUCAUUAAUUUAGCCGUUCUGUAUUAGGGGGGGACUAUUUACAAAAUGGAAAACUGUCUUAGCACCCAACAUUUUACUUGGGCCUAUUUCUACCCAGAGGCAGUGCUACAUGUUUUUCAGGGUAUUCAGUUGAAUAUAGUUCAAUACUCUGACUUUGUUUUGCCUUAUGUUUACACCUUAAAAUUUGAACACCCAAGUUAACAUAUUUUGAAUACCCAUUCCACAAAUCUUGAAUAUCUAACUCACCCACUUCAAAUUUCGCACACCCACUGUAUAAUCCACCUGAAAGAAUAGCAUCCACUAUUGCUUCUAAAUUAGAAUGAACUCCCAUCUCAUUCUUGGAAAUUAUCUCUACACCACAACUAAAUGUUGAGGGUCCUUUCCUUUCUAGCACUGUUUUCUGAACACGCCUCCGGCUUGCUUCUUCAUUCCCUAGUGUCACACUCUGAGAAAUGGAUAUAUUAAUGUGACUAGUCUACAUACCAAUAAGCCACUCCUUCCUAGAAAAUUUUCGUAAUUGAAAUAAAAUAGUCAUAAAAAUACAGUCAGAAUGAGUGUUUGAACAUAAUCUCUGUA